AUCAGUUCAUCCUUACAAUGUUUUAUUCCUCUGGCCCUUCUUGGGCUGGGCCCACUUUUAUAGACUCAUGGAGUUGUUAUUUUUUUUGGAGACAGAACUGUUUGAGGCUCUGCUUUGAUAUCACAAGAUGAGAAGCUGUUUCUCAUCUAAGUGUCAUGCUAAGUGUCCUCCCGGGGUGCAUGUCUGGGCGAUGUUACAUUCACAUGCUCUACCCGCCUUCCUCCUGAAGGCUCACUUCCACACCCUACGGCUUUAAAUUCUGGCAAGUGAUGAACAGCUCUGAGACUGCAGCUUCAUGGCCCUCAGACCCAGCCUCAGGCAGGGAUCACUUGGUCACAGGGGUAGGUUUAUGGCUUUUGAUCUAUUUGUCCAAUUGUGCGAAGGAUGCUCUCUGAAUCUGAUGUACCACUUUGAUUUGCUGCUGUUUUCUCCUGCCAGUUCGCUAUGAUAAGGUAAGAGAAUACUUUGGACUUGAUGGAGGGAGUCAGAUUCGGGUCUGAGAUGUGUUUUCUGCGUAACAACGAGAUGGGACCCAGCGAUGUAGUCUGGCAGGUGGGUACUCACCUUUCCUGAGAGAUGCCAUCUGCCUGGAUGGAGGAUGGGCCAUGACACCCUGGUGACCCGGGGGACACGGCCACAGUGGUGGCUGGUGUUCACAAGCGGGCAUAAGGGACUGCUCCCGGCAGUCCCUCCUGUCUGAAGCCACUGCCACGAUCAGUGGUGCUGGGGAGAGAAGGGCCCUCUCUCUGGGUCCAGGCAGCCCAGGCCCCUUCGUGCUGCCACUCAGGAGAGAUCCGGAGUCACCACCACUGCCCAGCCAUGCUCAGGACCCUUGGGCUGGCCCUGCUGGCCCUGGUCAUCAUCGUGAACCCGAGCCAGGCCAGCGGCUUCACAGAAAAAGGCCUCUCUCUGCUUGGCUUCCGGCUGUGCAACUACAGCGUGACCCGGAGAGUGCAGAGCGUGGAGGCUGUGCAGAUGUCCCGCCUGACCCGUGUUCCCUGCGGCGGCUGGAUCCCCUGGCGGCGCUGCCCCAAGACCGUCUACCAGACCCGGUACCUGGCAGUGGAGGUUCCGGAGCCCAGGAAUGUGACUGACUGCUGUGAGGGCUACGAGCAGCUGGGCCUUUACUGUGUUCUGCCCCUGAACCGGUCUCAGGAGUUUGCCUCCAGACCUGGGAGCUGCCCGGUGGUGGGGCUGGAAGCGUCCGCCUUGCCGUGCACCCUGGAUGCUGACUGUCCUGGUCUUCAGAAGUGCUGCCCCUCAUCAGGGGGCCACCGCUGCUCAGCCCCUGCAGCCCCAGCUCCAGACAGCAAGCGGGAGGGUUGCUGGUACAACGUGACAGUUGUGGUGAAGAUGGACUUCAAGGAGCUCCAGCAGGUGGACCCACGGCUUCUGGAUCACAUGAGGCUCCUACACUCCAUGGUCACCAGUGCUCUGGAGCCUCUGGACACCACUGUCCACCACCUGCACUCGGCCGGGAGGGACACCUCGACCACAGUGUCCCGGCUGCUGCUGGGCCUGCCAAGGCCGGUGCCCGUGGCCCGUGUCUCCGCAGUGCUGGACGGUGUGGUGAAGCGCAUCUAUGAAGUGAUCAAUGUCCAAGUGCAAGACGUGAACGAGUGUUCCUAUGGUGAACUCAACACCUGUUCGGGAAGGGAACUGUGUCUGAACGUGGAGGGCUCGCACCAGUGUGUGGAUUACCUGAAGUCACCCGGCUCGUCUCCCCCGGAGCUGGACGGCACGUGUGCAGAUUACCCUCCCAUCAGAGACCUCGUGAUCCUCAAUGUCACCAGCAGCAGCUUUCAAGUGUCCUGGAGCUUAAACUCCACCCAGAACCACACUUUCUGGGUGCAGGUUUACCGGGGUGAAGAGUUGUUCAGGAGUGCCAGCACCCCUAGGACGAGUCUGGAGGUGGCCGGGCUGGAGGCUGGAGUGAGGUAUGGGGUGAAGACCAGCUACCAGGCGUGCGGGGCCAACAUCACUGCCAUGGUCACUGUCAGGACUGAUGCCCGAGUGUUUGAAGUCACGGUCAGGAUCCUAAACCGCAGCAUGACGGAGGGGCUGCUGGACCGCGGGAGCCCCGAGUUCCAGGACUUCUCCCAGCAACUGAUGCAUGAGGUCGCCACUUCCUUGCCACCGGCCAUUUCCGACUUGUACCGAAGAGGGAAGCUGAGGCUGCAGGUCGUGUCUCUCCGGACCUGAAGCGUGGUGGUGAGGCUCAGGCUGACCAUGUGGGACCCUGAGUUCCCAGUGGGCGUGUCCACGCUGGCCCCUCUGCUCCCGGCUCUGUGGGCGAGCACCGUGUUCCAGGUUGACCAGCAGGGGACACACGUGCAAGACUGGGACGAGUGUGCAGACAGCCUGGAGCACGACUGCUCGCCGGCGGCCCAGUGCAUCAACCUGGAGGGCUCAUAUACCUGCCGGUGCCAGACAACCAGGGAUGCCAACCCCUCCAGACCGGGCCGGGUCUGUGACGGUGACAUGCAGAGCCCUGUGGACAUGUCGUCUCCAGUGACAGAGGUCACAGCCUCGGUUCCCAGCACAGAAGCAACAUCCUUCAGUCUGGAGACCCCUGCCUUGUUCCCUGGCCCUGGACACCUAUGGAGCACCCCUGCAGCAGGCCAGGCCUGGACCCUAGGGCUCCCACCUAGGAGAGGAGUCAGCGGCUUGGGCAGCCACAGUGGUAACAGCACCGGGCAUGGCACGAAGGCUAGCGUGGCCCCCGGCCCAGGGACCGGCCAGUGGACGGCCAGCAGGGUGGCCUUCUCCCCCAGGGUUCCUGGGCCAACCCACAGCUCCUCUCCUGGGGCCACGGACAGCCUUCCAGUCACCCCUGGACAGUCCCCCCCUAACUCUACCGUGGAGCUGCCCUUCUGGCCCACUCCUGCCCCGAAUCCCACGGGCCACAUCGAGUGGCACUCCAGCCUCCCCAUGAGGGACACACCCCCAGCACCUCUGGACCCCACGUGGGUGCAGAACUUGGACCCUGGGCCCUUCAGCUCUCCAGAUCAGCCCUUGGCCCCCACGCCUGCAUCUCUGAAGACCCCGGCCUGCGCUCCCAUCCCCAUCGGAAGGGUCACUGUCUCCAAUGUGACCAGCACGGGCUUUCACGUGGCCUGGGCGGCGGAUCCUACCCUGCGCUCCACUUUUCAGCUCAGCCUGGUUUCUGCUCGGAGCCCCACCAUGCACCUGCAGACCCGGAAAGCAAGCCUCACGCUGUCAGGCCUGGAGCCCGGCGUCCUGUACCUGGUGGAGAUCGUGGCCAGAGCAUGUGGUCAAGAAAGUGCCAGAGCCCAACUGAAAGUGAGGACAGCGGCUCAGAAGCUCAUUGGGAAAGUCCGAAUAGUGAACGUCAGGUAUUUAGAACCCUUCAGCAACACCAGCAGCGAGCAGUCCCAGGCCUUCCUGGAGCUCUUCCUGAGGACGGUGCGGAAUUCCUUGCCAGCCUUCAUACUUCAGCACCUGGACACAGGCGGGGUGCGCAUAGAAGUGACCCGCAUCUCCAAUGGGAGCAUCGUGGUGGAGUUCACCUUGCUGGUCCUCGAAGACGUGGAUGUUCGGGAGGUGUCUGCUGCAUUCCUGGCUGCCUUUCGGAACACCUCUCUGCUGGAGGUGGUCGGAGGCGACACCUUCAUAGGGGAUUAUGAUGAGUGUGCAAGCCAGGAGGAUGACUGUGCCCCAGGCUCUGCCUGCCGCAACACGCUGGGCUCCUUCAUCUGCAGCUGUGAGGGAGAUGCCCCUGACCUCCUGGUGGAAUUUUCUGGAAGACCUUGCGAAGGUGACUCUCCUGGCAACACAACCCAGGCCCCUGGCCCAGAACAGCCCCUGACCCCAACAGGAGCUGGAGCUACCUCUGGGCAGGGUGCCCUCCCUGCCUCCCAGGGCGUGUCCCCACGGCUGAACCUGACUGGGGCGGUCAGGGUGCUCUGCGAGAUCGAGAAGGUGGCCCUUGUCAUCCAGAGGCGCUUCCUGCAGCAGGAGGGCAUCCCCGAGUCCUCGCUCUACCUGGGGCAGCCGUCCUGCAACGUCAGCGACCGAAACAGCACACACGUGACCCUGGCAGCCGCGUGGAACGAGUGCGGCACCGCCCUGCAGAGCAACAUGACCACUACGGUGGUGAGGACCACGCUGAGGAACGACGUGUCCCCAGAGGGCAUCAUCCACCACAUGAAGAUUGAGAGCCCCAUCCACUGUGCCUUCCAGAAUGACCUCCUGACCUCAUCCGGCUACACGCCCGAGUGGGGGGUUUACACCAUCAUUGAGGACCUCCACGGCGCUGGAAGUUUUGUCACUGAAAUGCAGUUAUUUAUUGGAGACUCUCCAAUUCCUCAAAAUUACAGCGUGUCUGCCAGCGAUGACGUUAAGAUCGAAGUAGGGCUCUAUAAACAGAAAAGCAACCUGAAGGUGGUCCUGACCGAGUGCUGGGCCACGCCAUCCAGCAACGCCAGGGACCCGGUCAUGUUUGGCUUCAUUAACAACAGCUGCCCCAUCCCCAAUACACACACGAACGUGAUCGAGAACGGCAAUUCCAACAAGGCCCGGUUUAAGCUGAAAAUCUUUUCCUUCAUCAACAACUCCAUAGUCUAUUUGCACUGCAAACUCCGCAUCUGCAUGGAAUCCCCUGGAGCCACGUGCAAAAUAAACUGUGAUGACUUUCGGUCACUGAGAAGCAGCGAGCCAUCCGUGAUGCACCAGAUGUCCUGGGGACCCCUGAUUCGGUCUGAAGGGUCACCUCCGGCGGCAGGGCCAGGCCUGGGAGCCGGCUACCUGGUCCUCAUUGUGGGGGCUGCCUGCGCCUCGGUGGCUGGGGCAGCUGCCCUCCUCGUCCGGCAUUACCAGAGAAUGACUGGAAAAUACGACUUCAAAGCCGGGUCGGACAACUUCAGCUACCAGACGUUCCACGAGUAAGGAGCCUGGCUGCCCCGCAGGCUUCGAUGAGCCCCAGAGGUGGAGAACGCACAGACUAUGCCUACCCCCAGAAGGCCCGUCCUCCAUGUGGGUCCCAGACAAGCAGCAGUGCCAGGAGGGUGGAGAAGCAUGCAGGAGCCUGGACGCCAGGAGCCCCAGACACACGGAUUUUCAAACCAAGCUCCAAUAAACAGCUCUGCCAUCACCCAAUCACCGCCACCACCCAGAGCACCCAGCCCUGUUACCACCCCAAGUGGUCCAAGCCCCUGUCUUGGCUUUGCUCACUAUUGACACCUAUCACCUACCACCCAACCACCCAUCCAUCCUUGUGCCCCUCUGUUAAAUACA
Molecule: messenger RNA, 5256 nt
Organism: Odocoileus virginianus texanus
Lineage: Eukaryota; Metazoa; Chordata; Mammalia; Artiodactyla; Cervidae
Source: RefSeq, a predicted model, not a curated record